ACAUCACACAUUAGUUAAAUCCUCAAGGGAAAGUAAUAGGAAGCUUAAAGAUGUUUGAUACCCAAACUCGUGAUUAUUUUUUAGCCAAAGCCAAUAGAGAUACUGAAAUAGCGGGGGGCGGCGAUUGGGAAUUAGUCGCCAUCGACAAAUGCCCAUAGACUAUAUUAAAGUACCUAAAGAAACUAUCCUUACCAAUCAGAGUGGUUGGGUACUAAUUCUAUACCAAAAUAAACGUGGGCAGUAAGUCAAAAGUACGCUGGAUUUCUGCGAAAAGUGGUAAAAAAUAUAUUCGUGAAUCGAAGACGUUAACCGCUCCUUCACUCUCCGCCCACUGUUUGCUAAAUCCAGAAUGCGGAGAUUCGUAGCUGAUAAAGCCAAAACUCUCAUCAAUAGGAGUAGGACCACCUGUUCUUCUUCUUCUUCUCCUCCUCCUACUACUUCCUUGUUGCAGCGGCUCACCUCUUCUUCUUCUUCUUCUUCUUCUUCUUCUUCUUCUUCUCAAUCACCUGCUGUUCUUCGUUUUUUAUCCACUUCAAUGGCUUCCGAUUAUUCAUCCACUCCGGUCACUCUCAAUAACGUUAAUCCAAAGGUUUUGAAAUGUGAGUAUGCUGUCCGCGGAGAAAUAGUCAACCUUGCUCAGAAAUUACAACAAGACCUCAAGGAGAAUCCAGGCUCUCAUCCCUUUGAUGAGAUCUUGUACUGCAAUAUUGGAAAUCCUCAAUCGCUGGCUCAGCAGCCUAUUACUUUCUUUAGGGAGGUCCUUGCAUUAUGUGAUCAUCCACUUAUUUUGGACAAAAGUGAAACACAAGGUUUGUUCAGUGCGGAUUCAAUAGAACGAGCUUUCCAGAUCCUCGACCAAAUUCCUGGUAGAGCAACAGGUGCAUACAGCCACAGUCAGGGUAUCAAAGGAUUACGUGAUAUGAUUGCUUCUGGUAUCGAAGCUCGUGAUGGCUUCCCUGCUGAUCCAAAUGAUAUUUUCUUGACUGAUGGUGCAAGCCCUGCGGUUCACAUGAUGAUGCAGUUGCUCAUUGGGUCAGAGAAUGAUGGGAUUCUCUGUCCCAUCCCCCAAUAUCCUCUUUAUUCUGCUUCAAUUUCUCUCCAUGGUGGCACUCUCGUUCCUUAUUAUCUCGAUGAGGAAACAGGAUGGGGGCUUGAGGUCUCAGAGCUUGAGAAUCAGCUGAAAACUGCAAAAUCCAAGGGUAUUAACGUUAGGGCUUUGGCUGUAAUCAAUCCAGGCAACCCAACUGGGCAGGUUCUUGCUGAGGCCAAUCAACGAGAAAUUGUGGAAUUCUGCAAGAAAGAAGGCCUUGUUCUUCUGGCGGAUGAAGUGUAUCAGGAGAAUGUUUAUGUGCCUGAGAAGCAGUUCCACUCAUUUAAGAAAGUCGCGCGCUCUAUGGGUUUUGGAGAAAAGGACGUCUCUUUAGUUUCUUUUCAGUCUGUGUCAAAAGGAUUCUAUGGGGAGUGUGGAAAGCGAGGAGGUUACAUGGAGGUUACUGGAUUUAGCCCUGAGAUAAGGGAACAGAUAUACAAAGUGGCAUCUGUCAAUCUGUGUUCCAACAUUUCUGGUCAAAUUCUUGCAAGCCUCAUCAUGAGCCCCCCAAAGGUGGGUGAUGAAUCAUACGAGUCUUUUGCUGCUGAGAAAGAAGGGAUACUCUCAUCCUUGGCAAAGCGUGCAAAGACACUAGAAGAUGCAUUCAACAGUUUGGAGGGAGUAACAUGCAAUAAAGCUGAGGGUGCAAUGUAUCUAUUUCCACGUAUCCACUUGCCUGACAAAGCAAUAAAAGCAGCAGAAGAAGCUAAAGCUGCACCAGAUGCAUUUUAUGCUCAGCGCCUCCUUAAUGCCACUGGAAUUGUUGUUGUCCCAGGCUCUGGAUUUGGCCAGCGUCCUGGAACAUGGCAUUUUAGGUGCACAAUAUUACCACAAGAAGAGAAGAUACCAGCAAUUGUAUCUCGUCUUACAGAAUUCCAUAAGCAGUUCAUGGAUGAAUUCCGCGGCUAAGGAAUCUGGGAGUACAUUGUAUUGGAGACUGAUUAUAGAGAAUUUUUAAUAAGCCAUCUUUCUAUGUUCAGUAGUGAAAGCUGAUAGGAUUAUUUGGCACUACAAGUUGGGGAUUGUUUAUUCUAAUCUUAUUUGUAUUUGACUUGACAUUGAUCUUCUCUCCUAGAUGAUCGAUGUGAAGAUUGUUUUGUAUUUCAAACAGGUUAAGCUUUAGCCAAGUCGACAUGUUAAUUGAAAUUUAAAUGUCUUGGUCUUUUUGCAA
Solanum dulcamara is the source of this 2261-nucleotide messenger RNA. Its product is annotated as alanine aminotransferase 2-like. The record is from RefSeq and is a predicted model, not a curated record. Gene Ontology annotation, biological process: biosynthetic process. NCBI's taxonomy places the organism in Eukaryota, Viridiplantae, Streptophyta, Magnoliopsida, Solanales, Solanaceae. Gene Ontology annotation, molecular function: L-alanine:2-oxoglutarate transaminase activity; pyridoxal phosphate binding. The transcript has 15 exons. The coding region runs from base 350 to 1999 and encodes 549 amino acids.